This is a messenger RNA of Cuscuta campestris, 1980 nucleotides long. Lineage: Eukaryota; Viridiplantae; Streptophyta; Magnoliopsida; Solanales; Convolvulaceae. The record is from the annotation of a GenBank genome assembly.
CCCCACUUUUAGAGAGAGAGAGUAAGAUUUUUUGCCGUCGCUAGUCUUCCCGCUGCCAUCCUCGUCUGUUCUCCGGCUCCGCACUAGGUUAGUCCUCUUCGGCCUUGCUCUUCCAUGUCUUCCCAAUCCUCAGUCUUUCGUCGGUCCGCGUCCGAACGCGACGUCGAGGGUUCCGUCACAGGCUCCGCCCAGGAAAGCGACUCCCGCUCGGCCUCCGUUGAGGAGAUAGUCGAGGCGGUUGAGAUCCCUCUUCAGUCUGAGCCUCGCAACCAGAGGCGCACUGCCCUGGAGGACUCGGGGAUCCGAGCGCGGAAAUGCACCCUCACGGCUGAGGAAUUUCGCAAGGCGAAGCGCUUGGCCUCGGCGCCGGGUGUGGCCGUGCGUCGUCCCACCCCCGAGCAGUCAGUCUUUGAUGCUCCUUCGGGUUUCUUCGCUAUCCACCUCAAAUCCCUCGAGUACGGGUUUCGUUUCCCCCUCCAUCAGUUGGUCAUAGACUUUUUCCAACAUUUCGAUCUUCUCUCUUGCCAAGUCGUGCCCAAAUCCCAUCGUUACUUGGUCGGGUUCCUUAUCCGUUGCCAAAGGACCGGGGUUCGCCCCGAUCUGGCCCGCUUCCUGUUGCUCUUCCGGUUGGCGAAGUCAUCUGGUCGGGCCAACUCAGACUCGGGUUCGUACGCCUCUAUCUUCCAGAGGCAAGAGAGGCUUUUCAAGACGAGGAAGGACUCCGCCAAGAGUUGGAAGGGGAAGUUCAUCUUUGUUUCUCUCUCCUCGGGCUCCCCUUUUCGUAAAGAGCCCCUCAGUUCCUUUCGACGCCGCUCCGCGUGUGUUACCUCGGACAAGAUGCUCGAAGACGUAGAGAAGCUCUGCCAAGGGGGGCCCUUUGAAGUCGGCUCGGUGGUGACGAAUGAGGAACUAGCGGCACUCGGCUUCGUCUUCCUAUCCCCGGAGGAUACCCAGAGGAGCAUCGAAGAAGGCCCCUCAGGUGAAAUCAUGCUUUCCAGCGCCGAGCGGAUGAAGCUCAUGUUCCCGGACGCUCCGAGCGGCAACUCCCAGGCUCCUCCCUCAGGCGGCCGUCCCCCGACUCCCCCCGUGAAGCCGACAUCCGAGACGACACAGAAGAAGAAGAGGAAGGAAACGGCCUCGGCCGCCGACGCUUUGCAGGGGUCGGAGUCCCCCAUGAUGAAGGACUUCGGCCAUCCCAAGUAUGUCAAGGCGGCCUUCCCCGCUCGGGUCUCCUUCCUAGACCGGGAUUACGACCCGGAGACCUUCCUGCGCAGCUUUACUCCUCCAACCGAUCGUGCCAAGCUAAAAGAUGUCGACCGGGAGACUCUGGCCUCAGAUACCUUCCAUGAGCUGGGCUCGGCGAUGAUGCGCAUGGUCGACAUGAGUCGGCGGCUGCGCGCCAGUGAGGACGACCGGAGUAGGGCUUAUGUUGAGAUAGCCGACCUCAAUGAGGCCUUGAAGGCGGCCAAGGAACAAGCUCGCCAGGCCGAGGAGCGGGCUCAACAACUCGCGGAGGAGGCUGCUCGCGAGGCGCGCCAGGAGGCUCGCGAUCGAGCCGUUGCCGAGUUCCUAGCAUCAGAUGCAUUUCAGGAGGAAGCCUUCACUCGCGUGAAUGAUUUGCUCAAGGCAUGGGGGCAGACUCCUGAGGGCCAGGCAUUCGCCCGCUCCGAAGGAACGUCGUGGUACAACCUCGGUCUGUUCCGAGCGCAGCAAGUCCUCUCGGAUAGGUUCCUCGCCGGGGAGGACUUCCCCGAGCCAUGCGACAAUCCUGAUGAGCUUGACACUUCCAUCUACUACCCAAAUGGCGGGAACUCAGCCGGCGAGCAGCCGAGUGCCGAGUGAAAUGACUUGAAACUUUGUUGUAUUUGAUGUACUGCUGCUCAAGACUUUGUUCUUUUUUUUUUGAAUUCGGAUAUGUUAUGACUUGAUGAUUCGUACGGAUGUGCUAUGCCUCUGUUUUGCGUUUAAUCUUACUGCCCU